Messenger RNA from Aspergillus wentii DTO 134E9, 1497 nucleotides. RefSeq names its product cytochrome P450. Bases 1 to 1497 code for a protein of 498 amino acids. The record is from RefSeq and is a predicted model, not a curated record. The transcript is spliced from 5 exons. NCBI's taxonomy places the organism in Eukaryota, Fungi, Ascomycota, Eurotiomycetes, Eurotiales, Aspergillaceae. Gene Ontology annotation, molecular function: oxidoreductase activity, acting on paired donors, with incorporation or reduction of molecular oxygen; heme binding; monooxygenase activity.
AUGGCUGUCUUGGUGGGAUAUCAGACCAGCCAGUUGGUUGCGCUCUUUGUUGCGCUUGCUAUUCUCCGCGUUUUGGCAAAGGUUGUCUACAAUGUUUUCUUCCAUCCCCUGCGGGCCUUUCCAGGCCCUGUCUCUCAUGCUAUCUGGCGAGUUCCUUAUGCCUACAAGUUGAUGAAAGGCACUUUUGAAUAUGACAUGCUAGCGCUUCACGAGAAGUAUGGGGAUAUCGUGCGCGUGGCGCCAGAUGAACUGGCCGCCUCGCAUCCUGAUGCCUGGAGAGACAUCAUGGCCCGUCGACCUGGCAGCGAAGAGCUGGUCAAAUCGAGCCACUUUUACCGUGCUGUUCCCAAUACACCUACCAGCAUUUUGAAUGCAGAACGCGAAGAGCACACUGCUCUGCGUCGCCAGCUGAACCAUGGCUUUUCGGAAAAGUCAAUGCGAGAGCAGGAACCACUCAUCAAACAGUAUAUUGAUCUGCUCAUUCAGCGACUGAACGAGAACUGCGGUGGUGGUUCCAAGACGGUUGACCUGGCCGCUUGGUACAACUUCACCACGUUUGAUAUCAUUGGGGAUUUAACAUUCGGCGAGCCAUUUAAUUGCCUGCAAGAUUCGAAUUACCACCCGUUUGUGUCAUUAAUUCUUAGCUCUGCCCGGGCUGGUGUUGUGUUUAUGAGCGUGGGGUUCUUCCCCUUGCUGAAGAAAAUUCUCCUGGCCGCCAUGUCAAGGUCAAAAAUCAAGGAGUUCGGCGAGGUACAGCGUGAGCUAUCAAUCGCCAAAUUGCGCAGACGAACGCAAGUUCAGCAACGAUAUGAUCUGAUUGAGGGACUUUUGCAGAAGAAAAAUGAACUGAAUAUCAGCUGGGAAAGCCUCGAAGCAACCUGCAACAUCAUCGUUAUCGGUGGCUCGGAGACAACGGCCACGCUCUUGGCCGGGGUUACCUAUCUGCUUACGACCCACCCAGCAAUAAUGGAGAGACUGGUCGAGGAAGUCCGUGGGAUGUUCAAGAGCGAGGAUGAGAUCAAUAUUCAAUCAGUCAACAAACUAACCUACAUGCUGGCUUGCCUCAAUGAAGCCAUGCGUUUUUAUCCUCCGGUGCCCACUGGGAUGCCACGGACGGUGUCAAAAAAUGGGUGCCAAAUCCUUGGGAACUUUGUUCCUGAGAAUACCAUCGUGGCUGCACACCAUUGGGCCACUUACCAUAGAGAAGAUUAUUUCACCGACCCCUUUGGCUACCACCCCGAGCGCUUCUUGGGCGAUGCUGGAUUUGCCAAUGACCGGUUUGAGGUAUUGCAGCCAUUCCAUGUUGGGCCUCGGAACUGCCUGGGACGAAACCUUGCGUAUACCGAGAUGCGAUUGAUCCUGGCUCGGGUAAUCUACAACUUUGACAUGAAGCUUGCGGACGAUAGUAAGGAUUGGAUUGGGCAGCAGAAGAUAUACAUGAUGUGGGAGAAGAAGCCACUGAAUGUGUAUCUGACGCCGAGGACUACCACUACCUGA